AUGGAGGACCAAAAGGAGUCUUUGCGGAAGAUCACCACCACUCUAGCGUUAAAGAAUGAAGAGAUUCAGAAUUUCAUCUGCACUCUCAAACAAAGUUUGCUGAACCUGGAGGCCAACUCCACCCGUGUUCAAGAGGACCUGGAGUCUGAGUUCAGUUCUCUGCAUGCAGUGUUGGAUGAGCUGAAAGAGGGGAUGGUGACCCGCAUCAAGCAGGAGAGAGCAAGUCGAACUUAUGAGCUACAGAGUCAACUGAGUGCCUGCACUAAAGCCCUGGAGAGCUCGGAGGAGCUGCUGGAACUAGCCAAUCAGACGCUUUGUUCAUCAGAGACGGAUGGCUUCACUCAGGCGGCCAAAGAGAUUAAGGAUAGCGUAACUAUGGCUCCAGCAUUUCGUCUGUCUCUCAAAGCCAAAGCCAGUGAUAACAUGAGUCACAUGAUGGUGGAUUUCACACAAGAGAGGGAGAUUCUACGCGCAAUCAAAUUCCUCCCAGUGCCUGCCACUCCAGAGAUCCUGCUGUCCGAGUGUCAAGUGUGUGACAACACAAUAACCGCCGUUUGGGCUCUGCCUGAACCCGACUCCAAAAUCGAUCACUACAUUUUAGAGUACCGUAAAACGAACCACGAGGGUCCGCCGCGGAUUCGGGAAGACUACCCCUGGAUGGUGGCGGAGGGAAUCCGAGAGACAGAGCACACGCUCACUGGCCUUCGCUUUGACACACGCUACAUGACCUUUCGCGUGAAGGCUUGUAACAAAGCUGUGGCGGGUGAAUUCUCAGAGCCAGUAACUUUGGAAACACACGCCUUUACGUUUAAGCUGGAUGCGGGUUCAGCCCAUCAGAAUUUGCGUGUUGAGGAUCUCAGUGUGGAAUGGGACAGCAGUGGUGGGAAGGUCCAAGACAUUCGGAAAGACAAAAACAGAACCAGCUCUCCAAUGCAUUCUCCUGCCAGGGCCGCGAUGAUGUCGCCGAAGAGAACCCCCUCUGCCCGUGUCGGUCGAGACCGCUUCACAGCUGAGUCUUACACCGUCUUGGGAGACACAAUGAUCGACGCUGGUCAACAAUACUGGGAGGUGCGCUUUGAUAAGGAGAGCAAGGCCUUCGCGGCAGGAGUGGCCCUGCGUUCGCUGGGUCGGUUUGACCAGCUGGGCAAAAGCAAUGCCUCCUGGUGUAUCCACCUUAACAACUGGUUACAGCAGAGUCUGACAGCCAAGCACAACAACAAAGCACGCACCUUAGACUGCCCCAUACCUGACCGCAUCGGAGUCUUCUGUAAUUAUGAAGAGGGAACGUUGUCCUUUUACAACGCUAAAACCAAACAGCUCAUCCAUACAUUCAGAACCAAGUUUCAGCAACCAGUCAUUCCGGCGUUUAUGGUGUGGAAUGGAAGUUUCUCCGUGCAGACGGGGCUUCAGGUGCCCAGCGUGGUACUGAGCGGGCAAAAGAGGAACAGCGGGACCAGCAGCUCCAACGCCAGCCUCACCUAG
Chanos chanos (milkfish) is the source of this 1482-nucleotide messenger RNA. RefSeq names its product fibronectin type III and SPRY domain containing 1 (gene fsd1). The transcript has 13 exons. The coding region runs from base 1 to 1482 and encodes 493 amino acids. Gene Ontology annotation, biological process: regulation of cell division; regulation of mitotic spindle organization. Gene Ontology annotation, molecular function: microtubule binding. Lineage: Eukaryota; Metazoa; Chordata; Actinopteri; Gonorynchiformes; Chanidae. The record is from RefSeq and is a predicted model, not a curated record. Gene Ontology annotation, cellular component: microtubule.